Messenger RNA from Plasmodium relictum, 978 nucleotides. RefSeq names its product conserved Plasmodium protein, unknown function. Bases 1 to 978 code for a protein of 325 amino acids. The transcript has a single exon. The record is from RefSeq and is a predicted model, not a curated record. NCBI's taxonomy places the organism in Eukaryota, Apicomplexa, Aconoidasida, Haemosporida, Plasmodiidae.
AUGGACAAAAAUUCUCUAAAAAGAAGAAACAGAUUACUUAAAAAAAAUGAAUCAAGGAUGAACAUAUUACUAGGGAAAACAGUAGAUGAUAAUAUUUCACAAAAUAAUAAUAAUAAUAAAUGUAGUAAUUAUCAAAUUUAUGAAAAACAAUACUCAAAUAAUAUGAGUGAAAAUGAAAAUGUAGAAAAUGAAAUUUUAAAUUGUGUAAGCGAGAAUAAAAAAAUUAUACAUGAAAAUACAUCUUUUGAAAAAAAUUACUUUGAUAAUAUAAUUGAAAAUAAUUCUAAUAUUUCUGAUAACAACAAACAUUUAAAUACAAUAAAUUAUGAAGACAAAAUAGAACAAAACAAUAUAAGCGAAAAAAAAGAAAAAAAUGUUAAAGAGAAUCAUUUUAGAAGUAAAAACAAAAUAUCACAAUCAGAUGUUAACUCUAAUAAUAAUGAAAACAUAUUUAAUAUAAUAAAAGACAGAAACAUUAAUUAUAAUUCAUUAAAAGAAAGUUCUGAAUUUAAUAUUAAUAAUAUGAAAAAAUUACAUUUUUUAUUAUUAAUAAUUCUUUCUAUACUUUUUAGUUUUAUAAAAUUAAAAUAUAAUAAUAUAUUAACUAACAAUAUUUUCAAUAAUUCUGGAAAACAAUUUUUAUAUUUCAUUAUGUCAAAUAAUUUUUUUAUUUAUUUUUCAUUUAUUUAUAAUGUAAUGUUUUUAUUAAUCGAUAUUUCAUUAUAUCUCAUAAAAAAUUAUAUAAGUAGAAAGGAUUUAAUCGAAAACAUCAAAAAUAUAAAAAGGAAAUUAAAUAAUGAAUCUGAAUUUUUCUUUUUUAUCAUAAAUAAUUUGUCAGUAGUUAUAAUUUUUUUUACAAGUAUUAUAAAAACUUAUGUAAUUUCUAUGUUUUUAGUUUAUUUAUUUGAUGAUAUUUUUUAUAAUAAUAUAUUUUAUAUUUCUUCAGUGAAUCUGAUUAAAAAGAAGUAUAGUUUAUAA